Messenger RNA from Ornithodoros turicata, 786 nucleotides. RefSeq lists its product as uncharacterized. NCBI's taxonomy places the organism in Eukaryota, Metazoa, Arthropoda, Arachnida, Ixodida, Argasidae. Bases 112 to 786 code for a protein of 224 amino acids. The transcript has a single exon. The record is from RefSeq and is a predicted model, not a curated record.
GUUUCUACGUCGUUAGUCCAAUACACCACAGGAAAAGCUGGCGACGAGGUAUUUUCCAUCAGCAACCCACGAGGAUAGCAAGAACAGGGAACCGAAGAACAAGUAAGGAAUAUGGAAACCCUUCUACCGGCGUUCCCCAAGUUCGAUCCACACACGGACGCGUCGUCACUCGCACAGCGUUGGACUAAAUGGCACGCCCAUUUCGAAAACUUCCUUUUGGCCGCCAACGUCACAGAUCCCACUAGAAAGCGUGCUAUGCUGCUUCAUUACGCCGGAGAGGAGGUGUACGACAUUUUUCAAACCCUCCCGGAUAUGCAAUCGGACUACGACACAGCUGUCGCACGUUUGAGAGCGCACUUCGCCCCUAAGAAAAAUACCGUGUACGAGAAACACGUAUUUCGCCAAGCAAAGCAAGAUACUGGAGAAACGCUGGACCAAUUUCAAGUCCGACUGAGAAGGCUUGCAGCAACAUGCGAAUUCGCGAAUAUUGACAAAGAGUUGGUAUCCCAAAUAAUCGAGGGAACUGCGUCACACAGAUUAGGCCGCGCCGCACUCCGUGAAACGGACAUCGCCCUAUACAAACUACUGGGAAUUGGCCGUAGCCUUGAGAUUGCAGAGCUACAGGCUUCCAACAUAGAAGGUCCUUCACAACAUCAGACAAUUCAAAAAAGUGGCAGGGAAGAAGCCCUGGCGAGGAGGCGCCACUCGCAAGGAGGCCCAACCCCAUGGGUCUCUCCUAUUGUCGUGGUGCCCAAGCCACACACGGAAGGCGCCGUGAGGAUCUGA